This is a messenger RNA of Pedinophyceae sp. YPF-701, 558 nucleotides long. NCBI's taxonomy places the organism in Eukaryota, Viridiplantae, Chlorophyta, Pedinophyceae. The record is from the annotation of a GenBank genome assembly.
AUGGCGGCCGACGCGGAAGCGCCGAAGCUCAACCUCGAGCAGGACAAGAGCUACAAGGUGACGCUGGAGGGCGGCGAGGUCGCCGAGGGCACCGUGUACGCGGUGGACCCCGCUGCGGGCAUCGCGGUCUUCGUGCAGCCGGGCGACGGGCCGCACAAGUACAUGCUGCGCAUCCUGCCGCUCGCCGUGAUCAAGAGCGCGGAGGAGGUCGCGGCGAACCCGUGCCGGCCGCCCGACGACAUCACGGUCGACAACGAGCGCAUCGCGCGGCGCGAGCAGGAGGCGUGGCGGCGCGCGGAGGACGACAUGCUGCGGUACAACCCGGACGUGGACCAGGACGCGCAGAACCUGUUCCACGCGCUGUGCAAGACGAUGGACUGCCGGUGGGACGGCGCGUCGAUGGUGGUGCUGCAGGAGGUGGUCGUGCGGCCGCCCUACACGGCCGCGGACUGCCACCCGCUCGGGCCGCACACGCCCGCGAGCAGCCUCGAGCGGAUACGAAAGGUGCUCGAGGGCGAGCGGGCCAAGCUCAGCCUCGCGGUGGGCUCGAAAGGGUAG